AUGGACGCCGUCAAGCCCCGGGAGCCGUUGCAGCUUUCCGGAAAGUUGAGAAGAAACUGGCUACUGUUUAAGCAGAAGUUGGAACUCUACAUCACAGCGGCGUCGUCAGACAAGCCAAGGAACGAAGCUGUAAAAGCGGCAAUACUUCUCGGCACCGCAGGUGACGAUGCCUUGGACGUGCACAAGAACUUCGUGUUUGCCGAAGGGCACACGUACGUGGUAGUGUAUGACGACCACUCGAACUUCCCAGAGGUCGAAAGUGAUGAUUCUGACACGCAAGACGUGCGGCAGUUGUUAAUGACCAUGAACGGAAAGCUUGACCAGCUGUUGCCACUCCGAGAGGUAGUUGAAGGCAUUGAAGACACUCUACAAUUUCUGAGCGAACAGUACGAUGAACUGCAACAACGAACGGAGCGAAAUGAAAAUGAGAUCAAGGAUCUAAAACGCAGAACCGAAAGACUUGAGGGAAACGAGAGCGCUGUCAAUCAGCUUCACGCUGAAAUUGACCAACUUGAAUGGAGGAGCCGCCGCUUAAACCUGGAAUUUCAUGGGAUUCAACACUCUGAAAAAGAAAACCUGCUCGAAAAGCUAAACGACGUAGCCGUGCAGCUCGAACUUCCACAGCUCUCAGAAAAUGACGUUGUUUCAGUUCACCGGCUGCCGUCAAAGAAAGAAAAGAUACCGAGUAUAAUCUGUCGCUUCGCGAAACAAGCAGAUAGGGACCGCUGGUGGAAAAGCAGACAGAAGUUGCGUGCAUCGAAAGACGAUGUAUUCCUGCUUGAAAAUGUCACGAAAAGGACCCGCGAUUUGCUCUUUCAGACAAAGAUAUGGGCGAAGCGAGCAAACUACAAAUAUGUGUGGCACAGCAACGGCCGCGUUCUUGUCCGAAAAACCGACGGUGAACGCGCAGUAGUUGUUUCUACCGAGAGGGAUCUUGAUAAACUCGCUUAA
Dermacentor andersoni is the source of this 951-nucleotide messenger RNA. The record is from RefSeq and is a predicted model, not a curated record. Lineage: Eukaryota; Metazoa; Arthropoda; Arachnida; Ixodida; Ixodidae.